Diorhabda sublineata is the source of this 1555-nucleotide messenger RNA. RefSeq names its product facilitated trehalose transporter Tret1-like. Bases 42 to 1490 code for a protein of 482 amino acids. Gene Ontology annotation, molecular function: transmembrane transporter activity. Lineage: Eukaryota; Metazoa; Arthropoda; Insecta; Coleoptera; Chrysomelidae. Gene Ontology annotation, biological process: transmembrane transport. Gene Ontology annotation, cellular component: membrane. The record is from RefSeq and is a predicted model, not a curated record. The transcript has 2 exons.
AACUAAUAUUCCAAUAAAAGAACAAUAAAUCUUUCAAACUAAUGGCACCAAAUGAAAGUAAACAAUUUUUACAAAAAGAUUGUGUGAAUACAAGGAUUGUUGACAAUAAUUCAUCGUGGAUUUUAUAUUUGAGUGCAUUUUCAGCUGAUUUAUUGUGGGUGUUCAUGGGUUCCAUUAUGGUUUGGCCUUCUUCAGUACUUCCGAAGUUAAUGUCAAACAAUACGGAUGUAAAUCCAUUGGGAAGACCAAUAACAACUUUAGAAGCUUCUUGUAUAGUUUCGUCAACACCGUUUUCGGUUAUAUUUGGUUUAUUAAUAGCAUCAAUACCAGCAGAUAUUAUAGGAAGGAAAAAAACGUUAUUGUCUUAUACAACCAUAUUAUUUUGUUCUAUAACUACAAUAGCUUUUGCAAGGAAUACUUAUAUUUAUUACUUUUGUUUUUGUUGUGUCGGUAUUACUUUCGCGGGUAUUUUUAUAAAUGUCGUUAUUUAUAAUACUGAAAUAGCAGAUGAUAAAAACAGAGCUUGGUUAAGUUGCUGCGUGAGUUUAGGACUACCGGUUGGGCAACUAUAUAGUUUUGUUUUAGGAGCUUCUAUACAAAGCGUCAAAAUAUUUUUUCUUCUUACUACUAUUCCCGGAAUAAUACAUUUUUUAUUGUAUAAUUUCACCGUCGAAUCCCCGAUUUAUUUCAUUAUUAAAAACGAUAAAACUCUAGCUAUUGAAAGUUUGAAAAAAUUGAGAAAUUUCGACGAUUUUAUAGACACAGAAUAUAAAUCGAUGGAGGAAUUUUUUACUACACACGGUAAUAAAAAAGCGAAAUUUCUAAAUUUAUUGAAAACUAAUAAAUCAAGAAAAGCAUUUUUUUUGAGUUUAUUACUCAUUUAUACACAACAAAUGUCUGGUAUUAACGUACUUUUUGCGUAUUUAGGUUUAAUUUUCAAUGAAGCCGGAGCAACCCUUUCAGGAAACGAAGUAGGUAUCAUAGCCGGUUCUGUUAACCUUACAACUGUUUUAAUUUUAAUUUUUAUAAUAAAUAAAUUCGGAAGAAGACCAUUGAUGCUUAUAUCUUCAUUUUCUUGUUCUAUAUCUUUAUUAAGUAUCGCUUUUUACUUUUUUCUCAAAGAAAAACACUCGACUUUUAUUGAUUCAAUUCGUUGGUUACCAGUUCUUUCUAUUAUCCUCUUUAUUCUAUCAUACGGUUUAGGAUUAGGAAGCAUUCCUAUGGGAUACAUAGGAGAAUUGUUUUCCAAUGAAUUAAGAGCAACAGGUGUAUCCGCAGCUUUCAUGUUAGCUGCUGUAGUUUCUUCAGUUUUUGAUUUCGGAUUUCCUUUAUUAUCAGAAUCUCUUGGUAUAUACUUUUGUUUGUUCAUGUUUAGUUCGGCUACUUUUAUCGGUUUUGUUUUACUGUAUAUUUGUUUACCAGAAACCAGAGGUAAGAGUUUUAACGAAAUCCAAAAUAUGCUAGAUACGAAAAAAACUAUGAUCGUUUGAUCGAUUUUUCAUUAUAUGUUUCUAAAAAUAAAUGGAAUGUAGUCAAUAAAAUGUCUCCUCUAACA